Messenger RNA from Caenorhabditis auriculariae, 3773 nucleotides. Lineage: Eukaryota; Metazoa; Nematoda; Chromadorea; Rhabditida; Rhabditidae. The record is from the annotation of a GenBank genome assembly.
AUGGAGCUGGACGGGUCGAUCAGUUUCGCCCUACAGCCGAUUCUCGUCGUUUUUGGAUUACUGCUAAACUGUCUUCAGCUGUAUCUAGCAGCGUGCAAGACACCAGAGCCAUUGAAACUAUAUUCUAUUCUUAUCAUCGUUUUCGCAGUCGCAGAUAUCGGUACGAGUAUCGGCGAGCUUGUUAGUCGCAUCAGGUGAGUAUCUCAGAGAAAAAGAAUUGAAAAACUAAGAAAUCCGCAAUAAUUUCCUGUUUUCGCUAGUUGCAACAAUUAUGGGAAUAGUUUUGGUCUGCUCGAGACAGAAACAUUCUAGAACAUGAAUUUUAGUCUUCUUGAAUUUUGUUGAAAUCGAAUUUCGGUCCGCUUAGCUACUUUUGGACGUUGAUAUAAACCGUGAUUUUACAGAAUUAUUGCGUUUCCUCAAGCGAUCGUCUUUGUGAGCAAUGGUUUGUGUACCUACGGAGGCCCCAUUUCUUGCUAUUUAUGGUGAAGAAAUUUAGAAAAAAAAUUAUUCUACAGUUAGUUCAGGCAAAGCAUCACGGCCCAUUUCAUGAUUUACUCAGUUUACUUGAUGUUCCUGUCUUUCGGUUACCGCUACUACGUUAUUUAUCAUGGAUCACCUUCAGUGAUGUCAGUUUUUAUAAGUGUUGGGAUUUCCUACGUUCCCUCGUUCAUUCAAGUGGUACGAAUUGAAAUUUUAACUCGAGUGAUGAAAAACUCCUCAGAUUGCUCAUUCUUUUGCAAUGGACGACCCAGAACUUGUUCGAGAAACUGUUCAGCGGAGAUUUCCACAAUAUAACUUGACAGGUACAAUCGUCUGUGGAAACCUCGACUAUUUUCACCCUGCUGUGCUCUAUAUCAGCAUUAAUAUGACUUGUGGCACACCAUUUCUCUAUGCUGGUAUACUCUAUUUUCGUAAGAAGGUGCUUUUUAAAUUGGAAAGCAUGUCAGAAAUUAUGUCCAAGCAAACGAAAAGUAUGCAUGAGCAACUGCUAAAGGUAAACUACUGACUCAAAAUGCCUAUAAUAAAAACUAAGACCUUCAGGCUCUGACGUUCCAAGCGAUGCUCCCAGCUUUAUUCGCCAUCGGUUCUGGCUCAUUUGCCAUCACCGCUCUCGACCUAUAUCACCACCCAUUUUUGGAGCACCUGGUUAUGACAUCUUGCUGUGCCUCACCGGCCUUAUCACCUCUAGGCUCUAUUUUCUUCAUUAAACCCUACCGAGAUUUUUUGAAGAACCGUUUUUCACUCAGCCGCGGGGUCGACAUAAGUACUAAUUGGGGAAAGAUCGAGAUUCAAUAAGGAAACAAAUAAAUAUUCAGUUAUUUAUUUAAAAUCUUAAUAUCAAUGUACUUUUUUUCAUGUCAUAUUGUUCACAUUGGCAUAUUUUAUAAUAUUAUCAUUUCUUGUUCCCAAUGCGUUCACGUUGACUCGGCGUGAUUGACUGUCAAGUGUGACGGUCGCGAAGCGGUUUUUUCUUUUCCAUUAAAAGGCUUUAAAAAUCAUUUCGACCAAAUUUUCUAUGUUUUGUUCCAUAUUAAAUCGCGUGGUUCUUCAACUUACCGCCGUGUUCAUCUUUUUCUUCUCGCUUUUAUUUUCGCUAGCGAAGAAAAAUUUCUUGCAAUGAAAUAAAAAUUUUUAAGUAGAUAGGUUGCUCCAAGAAACAUGACAACUCAUAUUCUCGGUAAUAAUUUUGCACCACGCGGAAAAAGAUUUUUGUUUUUUAAUUGUUUCCCCAUAUUUCGGUUUCAAAAAGUAAGUUACGGCCAGGUGACCAACUUAAUUUGCGGGUAUGCACGUUUUAGAUGAUUGAGGUUUUGUUCGAUUAGGGGAAAAAAACAAAAUAACUUGGUGUUUUCUGUCAUUCUCGAGCCGUAAAUGGAGGUUGACGGCUCGUAUCUUUUUGUGUUACAGCUGAUUCUUGUCAUUUUUGGGGUAUUUCUCAACUUUUUUCUACUGUACCUCGCCAUUUUCAAAACACCCGAACCUCUGAAGAUAUACUCGAUCCUAAUUAUCGCUUUCGCUCUAACAGAUUUGGGUACGAGUGUCGGGGAACUUGUCGGUCGUCCGAGGUAGGUUUCGACAAUGUUCUUGAGAUUUUCAGCCAUGAUAAAAGAAGCUAGGCUCAAUUGUGUCCGACUCGCGUUUUCAUUAUUGCACCUUCUUGAAAAACUAAUUUUGGUCUGCCUAACGUUUGAGAACCGGAUUCUGCUUAGCUAAAUCGAAAAAUCAUUAUUAUUUAUCAAAAAGUCACGAUUGCGACCAAAAAAAAAAAAAACGAAUCGAGUUUGAAAAGAAAAUCGAAACUAAGAAUAGGGUUCAAAAUAAGAUUAUCCUUUUAUAUUCGGAAAAAAAGCGAUUCAACAAAACUUCACAAAGGUCUGUUUUUUUGAGAACUUAAAGAUUUCUGGAUAAAUUACUGGCUUUCAAAUCUUUGCUAUAUAAUCGAAAUUCAAUAGAGUAAGGAAAUUUUUUUAACGUUUAUAGGGUUAAGAAAUUAUAUUUUUUUCUUUUUUUAGAAUCGUUGCGUGGCCCAAUGCGCUAGCUAUUGUGAGCAUCGGUGUAUGUUCUUAUACUGGUUCAACUUCUUGCUACGUUUGGUGAGAGGAGACAAAUCAAAAAAAGUAAUAUGACAAAAGUUCUUAUUUGGGGGGUAUUGAGAGAUAAUAAGGACAGAGUUGCCAAAAAAAUCCUUACAAAUUCUGUGAAAAAAAGAAAGAAACAGAAGAUGCGUUGGUUGAUGCUAAAAAGUCGAAUCCUUUCAUUAAAAUAUUAUCCGUUCCAAAAAAUGAAUUACAAAAAAAUAGAAGAAGCUAGUGGUAAUUAAAAUUAUUUAGACAGCGUUUCGAAAAAUCUCGUAACCGGUAAUUACUUUUUAGGCAAAGCGUCACAGCUCACUUCAUGAUCUUCACUGUCUACCUGAUGUUCGUAUCUUUCGGGUACCGCUACUACGUCAUUUAUCAUGGUCCGACGACAGUCAAGGCAGUUCUGAUAAGUCUUGGCAUCUCUUACAUCCCUUCGUUCAUCCAAGUGGUAAAACUCAGGUUUUUUUUUUCUAGAAAAAUCGGCAAAGAGGCUUUAGGUCGUCUACUCCCUCGGGCAAGACGAGCCAGAACUGGUCCGUCAAGCAGUUCAGCGUAGAUUUCCAGAGUACAACUUGACCGGCACCGUUAUCACCGGCAAUCUCAACUACACGAACCCCGCUCUGAUCUAUCUCAGCCUCCACAUGACUUGUCCAACACCAUUUCUCUACUUCGGCAUACUAUACUUCCGGCAAAGGGUUCUUUGGAAGCUGGAUAGUCUAUCGGAAAGCUUGUCGAUCCACACGAAAAGCAUGCACGAGCAACUUCUCAAGGUGAGGAUUCGUCCCCAAACUCUAAUCGUAAAAGACUGAAGCAACGAAAAAGUUGAAAAAAGAACGAGUUAGAUGUGAAAAAGCGGAAAAAAAUAAACGUGUACCCUUCAAAAGUUCAUCAGAAAAGUUUCAUUUGAAAAUAACUCCUUUUUUCCAGGCCUUGACUUUCCAAGCGCUGCUCCCGGCAACGUUCGCCAUCGGCUCGGGCUCAUUCGCCAUGGCCGCCCUUGACCUCUACCACCAUCAAUUCCUGGAGCACCUAGUUCUGACCUCCUGCUGUCUAUCUCCGGCCCUAUCCCCUCUCGGCUCAAUCUUCUUUAUCAAACCUUAUCGAGAUUUUGUCAAACACCGAUUCUCACGUCGUCGCCGCGCAAGCCACGUUGACACAACAACUAAUAUGAGAACUAUUGAGAUUUUUUGA